CUGACAAGCAGCGUAAGUGGCUGCAUUUCAAUUAGUUCUCUUUUGAUCUCUCAGCCAUUUCAACUCCAGGGAACAGCAAGAGUUUCUGUCCUGGAAAAUCAUGGAGUUUUCUGGCACGUUAAUUUUAAUAGGGGCUGUCUUGACGUUAUUGUGGCUUUUCAAGAGUCGUAGGCGACUUGCUUUACCUCCAGGACCCUCUGCCCUGCCGAUCAUCGGAAAUGUGCUACAAAUGGACAAAAGGGCCCCAUUCAAAACUAUGCUAAAGCUCAGUGAUAAGUAUGGCUCGGUGAUGACUAUGUAUCUGGGCCCCCAACGCACAGUGAUUUUGUUGGGGUAUGAUGCUGUGAAGGAGGCGUUGGUGGACCAAGCAGAUGACUUCACUGGCAGAGGACCUAUCCCGUUACUUUUCAAAGCUUCCAAAGGCUACGGUUUGGGUGUUAGCAAUGGAGAGUGUUGGCAACAGCUACGAAGGUUUACCCUGACAACUUUGAGAGACUUUGGGAUGGGACGUAAAGGAAUGGAAGAGUGGAUCCAGGAGGAGAGCAGUCAUCUGGUGGGCUGCAUUAAAAAGAUGAAUGCUAAACCUUUUGAUCCAACCUUCUUCCUGAGCUGCACUGUGUCCAAUGUUAUCUGCUGUUUGGUGUUUGGCCAGCGCUUCAGUUAUGAUGAUAAACACUUCCUCUACCUUCUGCAGAUCAUCUCAGACACCUUGAAAUUUGGCAGCAGUUCUCAGGGCCAGUUCUAUAAUAUCUUCCCACGGUUGAUGGAGUGGUUGCCAGGUUCACAUCACAAUGUGUUUGCCAAACUUGAGGAGAUGAGAGCAUUUAUUAUGAAUAAAAUCCAAGAACAUCAGGACACACUGGACGCAAGUUCACCCAGAGAUUACAUUGACUGCUUCCUCCUAAGACUCAAUAAGGAAAAGCACAUUCCUACAAGUCAGUUCCACUAUGACAACUUGGUGUCAACAGUGUUGAAUCUUUAUCUGGCAGGAACUGAAACCACCAGCUCAACUAUCAGAUAUGCAUUAAAUGUUCUGAUCAAAUACCCCAAAAUACAAGAGACCAUUCAGCAGGAAAUUGACACUGUAGUUGGACAGCGUUGCCCUUGUAUGGAAGACAAGAAGUCCCUUCCAUAUACAGACGCAGUCCUCCAUGAAAUUCAACGUUUUCUAGAUAUUAUCCCCUUGAGCAUCCCUCACUAUGCACUACAUGACAUUUCUUUCAGGGGUUACACAAUUCCCAAGGAUACACUAAUUAUUCCCUUGUUGCACUCUGUGCUAAAAGAUGAAAAACGGUGGGCAACUCCAUGGUCUUUUAACCCCCAGCACUUCCUGGACAACAAUGGGAACUUUAAGAAAAACCCUGCAUUUCUGCCCUUCUCUGCAGGAAAGAGAUCUUGCGUUGGAGAGUCUCUUGCUCGCAUGGAGAUUUUCCUCUUCCUGGUGUCACUGCUGCAACAUUUCACUUUCUUUUGCCCUGGCGGACCUGACAGCAUAGACCUCAGCCCUGAGUACAGUGGCUUUGCCAAUGUGCCUCGUAGAUACACAAUUAUUGCAACACCCCGGUAGUAAUGCUGAUUUAAACUAUAGUCUGAAUUUUCAAUCUUCUAAACUUUUAAGACUGAUAUCACUAGCUGUUACGAUCAAUUUUCAUGCCCCGUGCUUCAGUGUGUUUUUCUGUCUAUAUAAAUUCUAUCAUCUUGUUUACACCAUAUCCAAUGUUGUUCGGUGUGGUAUAUUUUCUUUUCCCACCCAUCUUUCCAUGAAAUCUCUUGUUUUUAAAGAAAGCAUCCUAAUCAUACAAUAAAACAAGAGAAGAGCUCCAUAUUAAGUAAUUUCAUUGAUGAAUGGGAAAUUUUAUUAAUCAUGUGAAAAGUUGCUUUUACCAGGAAAAAAAAGUAGGGCUGUUUAUAGUGUAUGGUAAACCCUGUCUGUCUACAGCACAGAUCACUGAACUGUAUAACAAGGAGUUAAAACUGUAAUUUGAUAAGUUUGAGGUCAGGUGAUGAAUCAAGCCAUGUGUCAGGAUGCUGGUGUGCCGAUGCGUACUCCACUGGAUGGCUGAGUAACAGAGUGGAUGCCUGCAUCAGACCUUAGGUACCGCCAUUGAG
Pelmatolapia mariae (spotted tilapia) is the source of this 2109-nucleotide messenger RNA. Its product is annotated as cytochrome P450 2F2-like. NCBI's taxonomy places the organism in Eukaryota, Metazoa, Chordata, Actinopteri, Cichliformes, Cichlidae. The record is from RefSeq and is a predicted model, not a curated record. Gene Ontology annotation, biological process: xenobiotic metabolic process. Gene Ontology annotation, cellular component: cytoplasm; intracellular membrane-bounded organelle. The transcript is spliced from 9 exons. Gene Ontology annotation, molecular function: iron ion binding; heme binding; oxidoreductase activity, acting on paired donors, with incorporation or reduction of molecular oxygen, reduced flavin or flavoprotein as one donor, and incorporation of one atom of oxygen. The coding region runs from base 101 to 1567 and encodes 488 amino acids.